Thyridium curvatum is the source of this 945-nucleotide messenger RNA. RefSeq lists its product as uncharacterized. The transcript has 2 exons. The record is from RefSeq and is a predicted model, not a curated record. NCBI's taxonomy places the organism in Eukaryota, Fungi, Ascomycota, Sordariomycetes, Thyridiales, Thyridiaceae. The coding region runs from base 1 to 945 and encodes 314 amino acids.
AUGCCUCGUCUCCCUCCCCCCGCGAAGCUUCCCCUCGCCGUCCGGAAGAACAUCCGCGAUGACUGGGAGUCCAAGAAGGACGACCUAGAGAAGCAGCUGUCCGAGGUCCUGGGCACGGCCUGGACCGUCGACAUCGACCCGGCGGCCAUCUGGCCCUACCACGGCGACGGCUGGGCCAAGGAGUCGGUGGGCAGCUGCCUGGCGGCGUAUGUCGAGGGCGCCAUCUUCCAGCUCAAGUACUUCAAGCAGUACCAGGGCGACGCGGGCGUCGCCGAGGUCAACGGCAUCUGCUCGGCGCACGUGCUGCAGAUGGACCUCGACGAGCACGAGAAGUACAGCUACUGCGGCGCCGAGGUGCGCGACCGCAAGCUCGUCAUCCUCUUCCGCGAGGGCUGCCUCGGCACCAACGUCGACCAGGCGCUCGAGCCGUCGGCGAGCCUCUCGCGCGCCCUCAACGAGGCCGAGCCCGCCGAGGGCUCGACCACCAAGAUGAGCUACCUCGCGCGCCAGGGCGUGCGCGAGGAGUACGACCCCAAGAUCGACGAGGUCCGCGCCAAGAUCGCCAAGCUGCUGCAGCGCGAGGACAUCAAGCUGGACCCCGGCUUCGAGGCCGUCUGCGCGCGCCUCGAGGCGGAGAGCAAGCGGCCCGGGACGGACCUGCGCGACGACUGGCAGCGCAGCCUCGGCAACAUCGCGCACUCGUACUUUGACGGCGCCGCCUACACGCUCGAGUACCUCAAGUUUGGCGAGGACGACAUGAUGCGCGAGGCGCUCAACGAGGAGCUGGCCAAGGGCGUCGUGGCGCUGCGCGUCGUCGACGAGCUCCAGAACGGCUCGUACUGCGACUGCGUCGUCGAGGACGGCACCCUGUACCUGCAGGCCAAGCCCACGACCUGGGGCGUCAACACGGGCCAGGCCUGCGAGAAGCUGGCCGACCUGCUGUAA